Molecule: messenger RNA, 1007 nt
Organism: Etheostoma cragini (Arkansas darter)
Lineage: Eukaryota; Metazoa; Chordata; Actinopteri; Perciformes; Percidae
Exons: 3
Coding region: 1-657 (218 amino acids)
Source: RefSeq, a predicted model, not a curated record
AUGACGCUAUUGAAUAUUUUUGUUGUGGACGUCUGUCUUCGAGGUUGCACUUUGUGGACGGUCCCUGCGCCCUCGUCUCACACAGAGUCCGCUGCUGUUUGUCCAGGUCAGACGACCCAUCGUUUUGAUGAAAAUGAGGUUGGAGCUCGUUGUCUAUCUUACCACGACAAGAUGAACCUCGUUCUCCUGAUCGCCGCCACGUUCGCUCUUGCUCUUGUUCAGGGGAACAAUCAGCCUUGCCAGAGGAACAGCAACGACAAUGCAUACAACGAAUUUGUUCUGAGACACGUCCUUCAGGAGUCCUUUAACAGAUAUUCAAGGACGGACUGGGCAACGUACAUAAUGAAGUAUGGACUUUGCGACAGGCCGAGGCAGACCUUCAUCAAGGGCAGGAAUCAGGUAGAUUUGGUGCAGACCUGUAACGGCUCCGGUCGCCCGCUGUUAAACAGUUACAACGGUAACUUCUGCAUCAGUUCCAUAACCAUGCAUGUAUAUGAGCUCAGCGUCGACAAGAAUUGCAGAGUUAUAAGUCUAGUGAGACGACGAAGAUAUGUGAUUGUCGCUUGUGACAAAGUUGGAAACCUCUGCAGUCCCGUCUAUUUCGAGAAGUACACCAACCAAAAGCACGACAUGAGUGCUAGACCCUGCAGGCCUUAGAAAAGUCAAGUUCUUGGAGGUUAGAAGACAUUGGAUUCCAGAUAUCAGGCUCAUUAUUGGCCUGACCUCGAAAGCUCUCUGUCAAGCUUAUGUAAAGGAAGUGUUUGGUUUAGCUUACAUAAGAAAACGUUGCCAUAUGUCAUUGUUCUUAAGAUUUUUAAAUUCUAUGUUACACAUUUGAGCCUGGUCAUCAUAACAUCUUGUGACAUGAGCACGACAUAAUCUUGUUAAGCACUUUGGUCAACUAUGGUUUUUUUUUAACAAUCAGAAAUGGAAAAAUGAUUUUAAAAAUUCCUCUUAGUUACAUGGUGGAGAUGAGUCACAGUAUAAUAUUAAACACAUUUUCCUCU